AUGGGUAAUCAAGCUCAUAAAUCAGAAGGAGGUGUUCAUUCGCAUCAUUCCAAUACAACCUCUCAUUUGCCCCUAAACCAUGACUCUCAUCACUCUUCAACCAAAGCCACUCUCAUCAACUGCUUUGCUCUCGGCGAUGAAAUGAUCUACUACUUGUGGCGAUUCUAUGAUUGCGAUAAUAAUCAAGUUCUCGACAAGAACGAAAUGAGAACCUUCUUGACCGAGUUGAUCCAUACGUUGCACGAUGUGUGUUUGAGAAGCGAAUUGAUGGCCUCUACCGCCACAAGUAAUCAUUCAUCAGAUACAACCAAACACCUGUCAGGUGCUGUCAUGCCAGAAUCAUUCUCUGCACCAUCUUCUCCAAAGCAAGCUUCUCAUGAGGAUCAAAAGAAGUUUUUAAAUUUAAGUGUCAAUGAAAGCACCUCUUCAAACAUGGCCUUGUUUACAAGCGAGAGUGAAAGCUUGUCAGAAAAUAUCCCUCAUCCUCAAAUUCCCUCAGAAGAUAAGAAGAAAUCUCGAUUUGGAUUUUUGUCACGAAAGAAAAAGUCUUCAACCAAUAGUUCGACCAAUCGAAUGUCUGUCGAUCUCUCCAAAUCUCCCAUGUCAGUUCAUGAACAACCACCUCCUUUAAAAAGCCAAAAUUCUUUGGUGAAAAUGCAAAUGAAUUCAGACAUGAAUGCCAUGAAGAGACGUUCAGUUGCAGUAGUUCCAGCUACUGGUUUGAUGCAAACACAUAAUUUGGAACAAAUGUUGACUGGAAAUACACAUCAAGAUGAAAUUCGAAUCAAGUGGAGAAAAAUUAAGGAAAAAAUGAUGACCAGUAUUGAUGAUAUUAUUCAAAAAACAGAUCUCGAUGGAGAUGGCAAUAUUAAUUAUCAAGAAUUUUUAGAGUUUAUGAAGCACUAUGAUGCAAGUGAAAUGUUGUCAGAUAUUGAACCUUCCCAAGUUACUCAACUCUUGUCACAACCAUUUAAUCUUGCCGAUGAAGAUGUAUCGACCGAUACUUCUGCAGCUUCAGAACAUGGUCAUGAGAAUGAAACUAAACGAAAAUCUCAAUUACUUCAAGUUCUUUCUCAUUCAAGUUCUCUUGAUUUUUCAGAAUCAAGCAAAGCCAAAAAGAAAGAAUAUUCACAAGGAGAUUUGUUCAAUGUUGCCGUUUUUGGAAGUAUGAAAGAAACUCUCGAAUUAUUGGAAAGCAAUUCUUCAAAUAUUGACAAGAAAGAAUUGAACUCUUGCUUGAGAAAAGCCAUUGUCGACAAUAAUUGCUCCAAAGCUCGAUUACUCCUUAAAUAUGGAGCUCAUGUGUGUCACUCAUAUUCAGACAUUGCUGCUACAGAAGAAAUGCAUGAAAAUUUGGACUUGUUGACCUCUAGUUUAUUGACUUCACUUCGAUCCUACUCUCCCUGUAUGGAUGGUUCAGAAUUAGAAAACUUUACAAUAAUUUUACGAUUAUUAAUCUCUAAAGGAUGGUUCUGCUCAGAACCAAAGGAUGAAAAUGGAAAGGAAUAUCCUCCUCUUUCUUCGAAUAUUAUUUAUGAAGCCAUUCUUUCAUAUAAUGAUAGCAUGAACAUGUACGAAGAUGAAUUACGAGAGGCACUUUCCGAAACUCGAUCCUUUGAAGAAUUAGAGCAAGAAUAUUCCUACAAAUUUGAAGAAUAA
Messenger RNA from Naegleria lovaniensis, 1659 nucleotides. RefSeq lists its product as uncharacterized. NCBI's taxonomy places the organism in Eukaryota, Heterolobosea, Eutetramitea, Acrasida, Naegleriidae. The transcript is spliced from 2 exons. Gene Ontology annotation, molecular function: calcium ion binding. The record is from RefSeq and is a predicted model, not a curated record. Bases 1 to 1659 code for a protein of 552 amino acids.